Aspergillus tubingensis is the source of this 936-nucleotide messenger RNA. RefSeq names its product DUF185-domain-containing protein. The record is from RefSeq and is a predicted model, not a curated record. Lineage: Eukaryota; Fungi; Ascomycota; Eurotiomycetes; Eurotiales; Aspergillaceae. Gene Ontology annotation, molecular function: nucleic acid binding. Bases 1 to 936 code for a protein of 311 amino acids. The transcript has 4 exons.
AUGGCCGCGAGCCAGGAUAGCGUUUCCUUCGAUGCGAUCAUCCAAGCCGAUCGCAAGAGAAGACGCAACGAAGAACUAGCAAACAAGCUCCUGAGCAAGAAGAAAACGACCAACCCGCCUACGAAACCGACAGGGAAGACGCAGAAUGUGAAGCCAGGCAGCCUGGCAAGUCGGAUCGGAGUAGCGAAGCGCUCCGCAUCGUCUACUCUACCGGCCAAAACAACUCCUUCAAUCCCAGCGCCCGCGCGACAGGGUGCCCGACAGAACGCAAGGCCAUCGAACAAGCGCCGUCCUGAUGAGAACCGCCUUCUUUCUGCGCUCAAUCCCGCGAGCGGCCAGGCUAACGUGCGAAAUGGAGGUGGACUGUCGAUCAAGGGAAAAGGGUCCGGGCCAUUCGUUGUUGUCGGUAGCAACUUCGCGCCAGGGACUACGGCGGCCGAUAUUCAAUCAGCUCUGGAACCUGUUUCCGGCCCGAUAUUGCGCUGCUGGGUCACUGCGCAACAUCCUGUUGUCACAGCGGAGAUUACAUUUGCAGAGAGACAGGCCGCAGAGGGUGCCGUUGCCAACUUUCACAACCAGAGGGCCGACGGUCGGAUUCUCUCAUUCCACCUAAAGCAACCUGCGAACCCCGAUCUGUUUGAGCGCUCCAAUGCCCAGCCCGCCGUACAGAACUCCCAAUCGUUCAGUGACCUCCGCGAGCAAGCGGACCGCGAUCGCCGUUCUCAUCGCUUGGCCGAUGCAGCUGUCCAGGACGGACGGUGGGGAUUUAAUGAUCAGAACCAGGCCGGCCAAGGCCCAUCCAGGGGCAAUCGCAGAAACCGGGGUGGUCGGAAGGCAAGGGGCGGAGCACAGAAUACACAAGAAACAGGCCUCUAUAGCGAUGAGAUGAUGGUCGAUGCACCUCAGCAGAACCAGCGCAACCGGGGCAGGCGGUAA